Molecule: messenger RNA, 5109 nt
Organism: Gigantopelta aegis
Lineage: Eukaryota; Metazoa; Mollusca; Gastropoda; Neomphalida; Peltospiridae
Product: WD repeat-containing protein on Y chromosome-like
Exons: 23
Coding region: 37-3837 (1266 amino acids)
Molecular function (GO): protein binding; calcium ion binding
Source: RefSeq, a predicted model, not a curated record
UGCUUCUACAAGUCCUGUGCUUGAAACACCCUCACCAUGGAUUACUUAUCACUGGAUGUGGACUCGGACCAGCUGCCACCGAUGGACUACCUGUCUCCAAACGAUGCCGGCAUGGGUGGCAGACGCAAGGCCUCUCUCCUGCCACUGAGACAGAACUCGGUCCAGUUUCUCACUCCAGACAGACGGCAGUCCAUGAUGAUGAGUCGCCGUGAGUCUAUGGCCAUGAGCAUGGGCAUGAGGCGACAGUCGACCAUUUCCCUUCUCAUACCCAAACUGUCCAUCGCAUCCAGUGGCUCGCUCGUGCUGGGAGAUGGGAGGCAGCGUAGUGGCAGUCUGUCAUGGAAGGCCAUCAUGAAUAAGAUCGUUCCAUCGCUAGCUGCAGGGAAGUUGGCUGAUUCUCAGGAAGUUCCAAGACAAAGAAGGAAAAGUUUUUCAAAUCCUGAAAACAUUGAAAAUUUUGACAAAGAUGAGAAUCUUCGCCUGGAGGAACAGAUAAACUUACAACAUCUGGAACAGUUGAUGCAUGAGUUCAACAUCCACCACCCCGCUGACAUCCUUGUACAGGAGGGGUCGGGCUACUUCCCGCCAAAAGUCGUCAAGAGGACGCCGGGGUGCAUGAGUCUGGACGAAUUCCAGGACACCAUCAAGAAAGUGCUCGGCACGGACGAUUACAAUGAAUACUUGGAGAAACUUUUCACAAAGCUGGAUACUUCGUGUGAUGGCUACGUUGACUGGAAUGAGUUCUGUACAUACAUGUUGCUGUUAUAUCGGGAGAAUGAUUAUCUACGAACCAAAAAACAAAUCCCAUUCCUUGUAGAACCUAAAAUUCGACAUGUUGUACAUAACAGGCAAGAACCAUCCACAUGUGUACUAGCUGUGGAGAAUCCUACACGAUAUGUUACAGUCAGUAAGGAAGGUGCUAUGAGUGUUUGGCAGCCGAACAUGCAGCUGGAGAAGACGUACACGAUAGCGGAGGAGGACGGUGACCAGGUGAAGAACAAACGGCGCUUCAAGAUGUGGGUCACCGACGCCGUGUACAUGCCCAACUGUAACAAGAUCGCGGUCGCCUCCACUAGCCGUGACAUCCGCUGGUACGAUGUCUCCACCAACCAGUACUUUGAAGAGUUCCACCUCUUUGCAAUGACUGAUGUACCAUACUGCUUUGAUUAUUCAUAUGAUCCUAAGAACCUCAACAGCGAGUCUCUGCUGGUGUUUGGAGUGGACACUGGUGCUAUUCAUCUGCUCUACUUCAGCAAACCCAUCACCCAGCUCUUUGAGAUGCCAUUCAAGAACGAAAGUGGGGCUCAGAAAAUAAUGAUGCAGGACUUGCCCCAACACAGCAAGUAUGUGCGUCACGUGAUGAUUGCCGACAUCCAUCCUGACAUCGUGCGCCAGGUUCGCUUCCUCCCAGAGAAUGACUCCAUCAUCUCAUCCAGCGGAAACUACAAGAGUUCCGUGGUCAUAUCCGAUGUUUACAGCCUCAAGAAGGCCUACGUCUUCAAGAUAGACAAGGGAGUGGAGUGUUUCGAUCACAACAAGAAUCUCAACAUCCUGGUCACGGGAAGCCUGGAUCACUACAUUCGUAUGUGGAACCCGUACGUGACGUCGAAACCCAUCGCGUUUCUCAUCGGCCAUUCCACGGGAGUGAUUGGGGUGGCCAUACACGAAGGCUUCAGACAGAUUUUCAGCUACUCCAAAGAUGCUGUUAUAAAGGUUUGGGACACACGAGAACACACAUGCCUGCAGACGGUGGUAUUGAAGUUUCCCAGCAGUAUCCAUGGCCACAUCCCGGAACACGGCCAGUUUCCCCUCCACCUCCAGCCAGCCCCCCACAGUGCCCUGCUCAUCACGUGCAAUGACUAUCUCGGCAUGUUGAAACUCGGCCAGGUCUCGCAGUCAGUCUCCCAGAGGCCGACCACACACGAUACACAGCUGUGCAGUGCCAUCUAUAACCAGUUCUUUAAACAGGUUGUAACUGGUUGUGAUUCGUCCAGUAUUGCAGUCUGGGAUAUCGAGACUGGGAACAAGUCGAUUGUGUUUUCCAAUGCUCACGGUGAUGAGGAGAUAACGGUGAUGGUGUUUGAUGAAUCCUGGAGGAGACUAAUGACUGGGGCUAGGAAUGGUUCUAUUAAGGUUUGGAAUUUUCAAAAUGGACACAACCUGCACAAGCUGGAACCAGCAGCAGAUGCCGAGGUCACGGGAAUACUUCCUGUCAAGGACAAAAAAGUCAUCAUCGCAGUGGGCUGGAGCAGACUGAUCACUGUGUACGAUGACUCAGAUGCAGAUAACAUGUACCUCACAGCAAAUGCAACUUGGAAGGGGGGACAACUGCAUGAGGAUGAUAUUCUCACGUCUGACUUCUGCCCACCGAACUUCAUAGCGACAGCAGGGUUUGAUGGGGAGAUAAUCGUCUGGGACUUGGAGACAGAGAAGAUGUUCAUCAGGUUGAGAAAAGGCAGACAGAUAAAUCUUUCCAAGAAGAUAGAGAGUCUGACCAUGCGAACUGGAUCCAGCUCUUCAAGACCGUCCUCGAAAAACGACCGGCCAAACUCGAGACACAAGAAAAUUCACAAACUUGUUCAAGGGCAGCCCACUCCUGUGGACAAGCUUCUGUUUCUACGAGCGCGCGCAUUAACUCGGUUCUCGGAAAGUGCAAUACUCGUGUCCAGCGAAGGCGGAACACUACACUGGUGGAACAUUUACAGUCAGAAAACAGAACUAGGUUACUUUUAUGCACCGGACAGCCCUGAUGUAUCAGUACUGGCAAUGUGUACGAAACCCAACAACAGUAUUCUGGUGACUGGGGACACACAUGGCAUCAUCACGAUUUGGGAUAUCAUGGGAUACUGUACCAAGGCCCUGCGCAAUCGUGUUAAAACGAAGCCCCCUAUUGAGAGCUGCUGGCGGGGUCAUGAGUCAGCCAUUGUGAGUGUGGAGUAUAUAGAACACGACGCGGGGGUCUUUAUACUGAGUGCCUCGACAGACAAGACUGCUCGGCUGUGGACUCUGACGGGAGAAUAUAUUGGAACAUUCGGGCAGAAAACAUCUUGGAAUUUAAUGAAACCAGCAACCUGGGCUCACCCUAAAAAUCCAUUUACAACAGAAGAAGAAAUUAAAGAAACAAAAUCAAAUAAACAACAAAAGCCUGCUGUUACAAAACCAGUAGAAAAUGGAACAGAUGAAACACAAGAAACAAAUAAGGAAGAUGUCAUUCCAAGGGAGACAACUCCUGAUCAGACGAAUAGUGAACAUUCAAAAACAGAGCUUCGGCCUCAGACUGUGGUGGUUACCUCCCCUCAGAAGGCGACCGAGGAGUUUCCGCGAGACAUUAGACUCAAGUAUCGCUCACAGACCUUCGCUUUCGGCUCAGACAAAACUGAUCCAGAAAAGACUUUUCUUGGUGUCAAAGUGGAGAAGGAUUUUGCCAGGAAGAAACAGGACCGUCAAGGGAGACGACUCUUGUUUGGGGAGAUCACCAGCAGUCAGACGUCUCGCUACGGAAUGCUGUGUUCACCCUACCAGGCCCUCGCAACUCCGGAUUUCUCUGAAGUGGAACUGCCUCAAAACCUACCUCUGAGUUCUCGUAUGAGAAGUCGUGGCUACACCAGUGAAAAUUUGACUUUCGACAAAAUCAAAAGCAUGGACUUCUCUUACUUCACCCCCGACACGCCCCCUAGUGGCGAGGACGACUCACCGAGUAUGAAAACUACCAGUGAAAAUGAACCAGCCGACACCAAUAGACUUCCUCCAAUAAAACAAGCAGCACCAACCAAAGUCUCAUGGUCUAGGUUACCCGGACAGAUCGGUUCAAUGAAGAAACAAGCCACAUUUAUAUGAACGUAAUGCUGCUGUUGCCAUCUUUAUUCUACUGUUUUUCUAAGUUGAAAGAAAUCAGAUCACACUUGUCAUACAACUAGCAGUCAUUGGCAUAGCCAGGCUAGAGAAAAUGCUUUAUUUAACGACACACUCAACACAUUUCAUUUUGUUUAUGGUUAUAUGGCGUCAGACAUAGUUAAGGACCACACAGAUAUUGAAGGAGGAAACCUGCUGUCGCCACUUCAUGGGAUACUCUUAUCGAUUGGCAGCAAGGGAUCUUUUAUAUGCACCAUCCCAUAGACAGGAUAGCACAUACCACGGCUUUUGAUGUACCAGCCGUGGUGCACUAGCUGGAGCGAGAAGCUAGGCUAGAGAUUUUGGAAGCUAUCUUAAUGCUACGAUAUCGUAAAACCAUCAUAAGCUAUAUCACAACAAUGCAAGCCAUAGUGACAUCAUAGUCUACGAUGGUUUUAUGAUAUCAUAGCGCUAAGAUAAUUUUUUUAAUUUGGGCCCAGGAUUUUAUAUUGGGGGGUGGGGGACACCCACACUGUCUAUGAGUUGUGUUAUGGUGCAACAGGCAAAUAUAAAAGGUGGGGGGAAAAAAGAAAAUGUGAUGUAAGCGGGGUUGGGUGGGGAUGGCUCCCAUGCUACCCUUCUAGCUAUGCUAGUGAUGGCAGUGACCAGUGUACUAUAUUCAGCCAGCAUUUGUCACUAAAUUGUUGCUUAAUAUUUGCAGAUCAUUUGGUUUACCGUAAUAUGUUGUGUAGACACCAGGGGCCUAAUUCACAAAGGUCUCUUAGGCUCUGCUAGACGACAAAGCAUCCUCUUUGCAAGUCUUUUAGCAUUGCACUGCGAGAUCGCAAAGUUGCUGGAGUUUAGUUAAUUAGACCCCUGGGUAGCAAGUGUUAACUGACAAACGACUGACUGAACUUACUCAUAGUUUGUUACUUUUUCAACCUGUGCUUUGUUACUAGUCCUGCAAAACUGUGAUAUCCAUGUUAAUUUGUGUGAUAAAAUACCUAGAAAUUAUGCUUAAUCAGGCACAUGUGUAGGCAUUUUAGCAGAGGGAGAUGGCUCUAAACUGUACUUAGCAAAGUUUAUGAGGAGGUUGAGACAUGUUUCCCUGGAAAAAGUAUUGACAAACCAAAUAUUUGCUUGAGCAGGUGUGUGUAGUGAUUUCCCUAGAAAUUUGGCACGGCAUGGUAGACCAAACACUUUUGGAGCAUUUUCACCAUUUUCGGGGCACUUGUUUUUCAUUAAAAAUACACAAUAAUUAAUUAAAAUGAACAUUAA